AGUUACACACGUGACAACUACCACCUCAGCAACAACAACCACAGACCUAUUUGACACUACUUCACGUCAUUACGAAUGGAAAUCAUCGACCGGCCUCUCUCGGAGAUCAUCAAGGAGCAGGGGAUCGACAAGGAUCUUCGCCGCCGCCGCCGCCGCACUGCGGGGGGAAAAGAGAAGGAGAAGGCGUCCAAUCGGCCCCGCGCCGACGCGAAAGCCCCCUCCCGCCGACGGGGCGGACCAAUCCGCCGGGAUCGACAAACGCGCCGGGGCAGGCCAACACGCCGGGUUGUGGAAACCCGCAGGCGAAGCCGUGAGGAGGCGAUCCGCGGGGGCGUUAAGAGCCGUAAUGCGCCUCGUCGCUCGCGGAUCUCGGGCGCUGUUCGGAAUGAACGCACCCGAAACUCCCGCCGACGCGAAAUCCUUUCUCGCUCUCGCUUCUCAGACUAAGAAACCACAGAAAUAAUCAAGAGACGCGGCAGGGUGUAAGCGCGCGUAAAGUGAACCGAACGAAGUUUCUGGGGAUAAAUAUAUGGCGAUCCAAUAAAAAUGUCUAUUUGAAAGUCUCUCUCUCAUAUAUGUUUUUAUGCAUGACUUCUUGUUUCUGUAUCUGCCAAAUUCGAUGUCUCUAAAACAUAAAAUACACAAAGUGACGUAAGAAUGAUGACAAACAACACAUGGUAAUAAGGCGGAAAUCUAUUAUUGGCGGCAAGGUCAUCUAUAUAAAUACGAAGCCACACUUUUAUGUAUAACUGCAAGGUGUAGAAAAGGGUGAGGAUCGUUCUUUUCAGUGCUUAUGAUAGAAUAGAAUAUAUAAAGAGGAGAAAAAAUAAUAAUAUUAAUUGUAGUAACGAUUCUUUAAAGUAGGGCUGUCUACACGUUGAGGGCUCGCCAUGCCUAUCAGCACUCACGAAUCAAAGUGGGACUUAUGACUUAUCUUUCAUUUCUUAUACCCAUGGACAAGGAAUUUCUGAAAAGGUCAUGCUAAUUUGACCUCUACCCAAGCACCAGAUGAUCAAAUGGAAAAGGGAAAAAAAAAGAAGAGAGGUGUUUACCUGGUAGAAGGAAACAAACAAAUAAAGUAAUGAACUAGGGUUUUUACCAUUUUCUUAUGCAUUUUUUGCCCAAAGAAAAUGAAUGUUAGUAUUUCAAUUAUAUGAGUUUAUCCAACUCACCUUCCCCCUUUAAACGAAAAAUAAUAAUGUUACACUCGAAACUUCAGCAUCUAGAUAUAGUCUCAUGCUUGUAUCCAGACCUGAUGUUGAUGUGCUUUCUGAUUAUUUCUUGUAAAGUAAUACUUCAUCCUUUCAGCUGCUGAUUUGUAUUGAUUAAUAAAA
Molecule: messenger RNA, 1334 nt
Organism: Phytomonas sp. Hart1
Lineage: Eukaryota; Euglenozoa; Kinetoplastea; Trypanosomatida; Trypanosomatidae
Source: the annotation of a GenBank genome assembly